AUGGUAGUUUUAUCAGAAUAUUGUACAUUGCGCAUGCGUGAGGAUGGCAUUGAUGAACGAUACAGUGAGGUGAGUUACCAUGGUUACUUUGUGAUUGGCCAGUUUAACUUGCCGAGGUAGUGGUGGUUUAGUUGAUGCACAUGUGUCGUUCGUCUCUGUUCGACAAGUUGUCUGAUUCCAUGAUUCGCCUCAGUCAGUUGUGAGAAGAGUGCUUCCACUUUGCCAUUCUCUGGAGGUACUUCAGUUUUCUCCUGUAGCAAUACUGGACCAACUGACACCAAAUUCUCCGAACAUUAAAAUCUUGUUAAGAUACGAGCUAUUGAAAACAAGACACAAAAUUCAAUGUUUGAAGGCUCGAAAUAGACCUUUCCCUUAUGAGUGAAAUUUUGAUCUAGACAAGCCUGGACAUAAAUUUCAUCACAGCUUGAAAGAGCAUCACAAAAUUAGUAAUAUUCCGAAGUGUCGUUGCAAAAUGUUGUAAAAUGCGGAUAAUAUAGCCUUGCGAAGUUUGCCGUUUUUCAGUCAUUUUGUAUUACAAACGGGAAAUUGAUAAUCAGAUGAUCAAACUGAUUAUCAAUUUCCCAUUUGUAAUGCAAAAUGACUGAAAAACGGCAAACUUCGCAAGGCUAUAUUAUCCGCAUUUUACAACAUUUCGCGACGAAACUUCGGAAUAUUACUAAUUUGGUGAUGCUUUUUCAAGCUGUGAUGAAAUUUUUGUCCAGACUUGUCUAGAUCAAAAUUUCACUCAAAAGGGGAAAGGUCUAUUGUCGUCUUGAAUUUUGUUUUCAAUGGCUCAUAUCUUCAGUUUACACGAUAUUAGGGCUGUGAUUUAUCGUAUGAUAAAACUAUCCAGUCUAAGUUAUGUUUAUAUUGUUAAUACAUUUUAGACUGGUCCAAGCAACCUUCCUCGAACAGACAUGUUGAAAUUAUUGACGAAAAUAAUCCAAAGUCAUCCUGAUCCAAUUAAAGCUUCUAAAAUUCAA
Paramuricea clavata is the source of this 983-nucleotide messenger RNA. The record is from the annotation of a GenBank genome assembly. NCBI's taxonomy places the organism in Eukaryota, Metazoa, Cnidaria, Anthozoa, Malacalcyonacea, Plexauridae.